Molecule: messenger RNA, 1639 nt
Organism: Zootoca vivipara (common lizard)
Lineage: Eukaryota; Metazoa; Chordata; Lepidosauria; Squamata; Lacertidae
Gene: EIF2S1
Product: eukaryotic translation initiation factor 2 subunit alpha
Biological process (GO): translational initiation
Cellular component (GO): eukaryotic translation initiation factor 2 complex; eukaryotic 48S preinitiation complex
Molecular function (GO): translation initiation factor activity; RNA binding; ribosome binding
Source: RefSeq, a predicted model, not a curated record
GGCACCAAAGAUUUAUGGGAGCAGCUGGGUGGAAAUGCUUCCGGCUACUUUCCCCCGAAAAUGCUUCCGGAAGAGGCGGGAUGGCGGCUGCGCAUUUUGAGGCGGGGUACACGCUGUGACCAGAGGCGGAUACGAGCAGUCAGCCGAGACCCCAGCCCGGAGCGCAGAGAGCGCGGCCUGUGUAGGAGACAGGAUGCCUGGACUAAGCUGUAGGUUUUACCAGCAUAAAUUUCCAGAAGUUGAAGAUGUGGUCAUGGUCAACGUCCGCUCCAUUGCAGAAAUGGGAGCCUAUGUUAGCCUACUGGAAUAUAACAAUAUCGAGGGCAUGAUUCUGCUCAGUGAGUUGUCCAGAAGACGUAUCCGUUCUAUAAACAAACUCAUCCGAAUUGGAAGAAAUGAAUGUGUUGUUGUCAUAAGGGUGGAUAAAGAGAAAGGUUAUAUAGACUUGUCAAAAAGAAGAGUCUCUCCAGAAGAGGCAAUAAAAUGUGAAGACAAAUUCACCAAAUCAAAAACAGUUUACAGCAUCCUUCGCCAUGUUGCUGAGGUUUUGGAAUACACAAAGGAUGAACAGCUGGAGAGCCUGUUCCAGAGAACUGCUUGGGUAUUUGAUGACAAGUAUAAAAGGCCUGGAUAUGGUGCAUAUGAUGCUUUCAAGCAUGCAGUUUCGGAUCCUGCAAUCCUUGAUGGACUGGAUCUGACAGAAGAUGAGAAGCGUGUGCUAAUUGAUAAUAUCAAUAGGCGCCUGACACCACAAGCAGUCAAAAUCCGAGCAGAUAUUGAAGUUGCCUGUUAUGGCUACGAGGGUAUUGAUGCAGUGAAAGAAGCUCUUAGAGCUGGCCUGUGCUGUUCUACAGAAAGCAUGCCUAUCAAAAUUAAUCUGAUAGCUCCUCCUCGAUAUGUGAUGACCACAACCACACUGGAGAGGACUGAAGGCCUUUCUGUCCUUAGCCAAGCCAUGGCUGUUAUCAAAGAAAAGAUUGAAGAGAAGAGGGGAGUCUUCAAUGUGCAGAUGGAACCCAAGGUGGUUACUGACACUGAUGAGACUGAGCUUGCAAGACAGCUGGAAAGAUUGGAGCGUGAGAAUGCUGAAGUGGAUGGAGAUGAUGAUGCCGAGGAGAUGGAAGCAAAAACUGAAGACUAAAUUGCAUGGGAUUAAAGAAAAGGGUUGCAAUUACACAAACACCAGCCAGUGACAACACUUUUGAGUGAUAAGGUGUCUGAUAUUGAAAACUCCGCAAGAAAAGACUUAAAUAUUUUCAAAUUUUAAUGAGACCAAAUUUUGAAGAACCAAGAAACCAUCUGCUAUCUGCUUCUAAAGUGCUGCUUAACUUCCUCAAAGGGAAGAUGCUUCUCUCUGAAGAUGUAAUUCCCUUCCCCACAAUAAACCAGGCAUUGUCUAAAGGUUGUAUUUACUAUCUUCAUAUCUAACAAAUCAAGAUGGGCAACCAUUCAGUAUGUCUGGUAAUGAAGUUUCUGGAAAUUAAACCACCUCCACAGACUUCUCAUGCAAAUAUUCAAUAAAUUUCUUGGGUAUUUAUCUAGGCUUUUCUUCCUCUUUUUACAUUCUUAAGAGAGUUGUAAUGCACAUAGGGGCAAAGGUCUUACUGCUAAAGGCGAAAUAAAGUCAAUUUAACUGCCA